AUGUCUCAUCCCAGCCAACCUCUCGAAGUCUUCCCUCCGCCCCCCGGCUUCCGUAGCCCCGUUACAAGCGUCCACCGCGAGGGGACGUACGAGUUCUACGGUCCAGCCUCCACCUCCGGCCUCACCGUCUCUGCCUCUGACUUCAUCCUCAAGCACUGCGCUGCCGAUAAAGACGGCCUCGUCCGGGCCCUCUCCUCUUUUCUUGACGACGCGGCUGCCCACGCCCGGCAACAGGCCAGUUCUACCGACCAAGAGAGGAGCACCCACUCGACCUGGCUGUGCGUCCGUAUUACCGCGCCUACUGAUGCCUGGGCUAUUCCCCGAUGGCACCGCGAUGGCCGCAUGUUCGACUGCAUGUGCGCGGCGCCCCGGCCGCACGCAAAAUAUGCCAUGACGCUACUCGGCCCGCCGACGCGGAUGCUCUGGCCGUCGGAGACGGUAGACGCCGCCGUGCGCAAGGUGGAGGCACAGCAUAGCGGCUUGGGAAUGGGCGAAAACGACUAUAGUUACGAAUCCGAGGAGAAGGAGCGCGCGGGCCUGGCGGAGGCGCUGGAGGAGAUCCCCCUCGUCGAACUACAGACGGGCCAGGUUGUUAGGUUCACGUGGGGCGAAUCCGACGCGCCGGUGCACUCGGAGCCGGAUAGCAGUGCCGAGGCCAGGUUAUUUUUGAGCGUCAUGUUUGGCUCUGAAGCAGAGUUGAGGGAUAUGUGUAGUAUCCGGGAUGAGGUGUACGGAGAGGAGAGUACUUGGACCUCCCAAAAGUCUUUGGAGUAA
Messenger RNA from Colletotrichum graminicola M1.001, 774 nucleotides. RefSeq lists its product as uncharacterized. Bases 1 to 774 code for a protein of 257 amino acids. NCBI's taxonomy places the organism in Eukaryota, Fungi, Ascomycota, Sordariomycetes, Glomerellales, Glomerellaceae. The record is from RefSeq and is a predicted model, not a curated record. The transcript has a single exon.